Molecule: messenger RNA, 1186 nt
Organism: Salmo salar (Atlantic salmon)
Lineage: Eukaryota; Metazoa; Chordata; Actinopteri; Salmoniformes; Salmonidae
Biological process (GO): regulation of transcription by RNA polymerase II
Molecular function (GO): DNA-binding transcription factor activity, RNA polymerase II-specific; RNA polymerase II cis-regulatory region sequence-specific DNA binding
Source: RefSeq, a predicted model, not a curated record
CUUGAACACGGAAGUAGGAAUGGUAACGAGUUAUUUUUGUUCCCUUGUGUGGAGUAAAGAAAAUACAUACUGACUAAACAAAAUAGGCUACCCAGCUCUAAUUUGACAUAAAAUGUCUAAACAACAGUCGUUUCAUGUGUUUUUAAAUGAGCGUUUAACUUCGGCUGCUGUGGAUAUUUUCGGGGAAGUUGAGAAAACGGUAGUAGAAUACCAGGAAGAGAAUGAUCGGCUACGGAGACUGCUGCGGAGGACACCAGAGAUACAACUAUGUAGAAUAGAAUCCCUGCAGUUCUCUGUCUCUGAAGAGGAGGUUCCCCCUGAGCAGCAGCACUGUGAGCAGGAGUGGAGUCCCAGUCUGGGGCAGAAGGACCCAGAGACCAUACAGAUUAAAGAGGAACAGGAGGAAGUCAGGACCAGUCAGGAGGAAGAGCAGCUUCAAGGGGUGGAGCCUGAUAUCAUAGAGUUCAUAUUUACUCCUCCUUGUGUGAAAAGGGAAUGUGAUCAGGAGGACCCACGUCAAGAAGCCAUACUAGCUGAACACCCAACUCUCAGUCCACUGAAAACGUCUAAACUACAGUCGUUUCGAGAGUUUUUAAAUGAGCGUUUAACGGCGUUUGCUGCUGUAGAGAUUUCCGGGGCAUUUGUGAAAACCGUAGUGGAGUACCAGGAAGAGAAUGAUCGGCUACGGAGACUGCUGCGGAUCACACCUGAGAUACAACUAUGUAGAAUAGACUCCCUGCAGCUCUCUGUCUCUGAAGAGGAGGUUCCCCCUGAGCAGCAGCAUUGUGAGCAGGAGUGGAGCCCCAGUCUGGGGCAGGAGGACCCAGAGACCAUACAGAUUAAAGAGGAACAGGAGGAAGUCAGGACCAGUCAGGAGGAAGAGCAGCGUCAAGGGGUGGAGCCUGAUAUCAUGAAGUUCAUUUUCUCUCCUUCCUGUGUGAAGAGUGAAUGUGAUCAGGAGGACCAAACCCAGACUGUAGAGAACAGAGAGAGAGACUCUAAACCAGUGGAUCUGAAACCUUUUGGCACUGUGACCCACAUUAAGGGUCUCUACAUUCCCUGUGACCCUCCAGAUAAUCAAAACAAUGCCUCCAGCCACAGCUCAGCCGUAAGCAGCUACACAGUAGGACUUGAUAGCAGUCCACUAUUGGAGAAAACACUGUUCCAAACCCAGCACCACAUCUAG